AUGCCUCCCAAAGCGCGAAAACGCGGCCCGCCCGCAUCCUCCGCGACGCCGAGCUCCGCCCCGAAACGAGCGCGACAAUCCAAGCUCGCAAAGGAGAACGACAUCAGCGCAGCCGAAGAGAACGAGAUCAAAGAAGUCUUCCACCUGUUCUCCACAGAUGCCGACGAGUUCCCGGACGAGAAGGAGGGCGUUAUCCCGAUAGAGGAUGUGAAGAAGGCGCUUUCAGCCCUAGGCCUCACCACUGACCCCCACGAACUCCCCGAGAUCCUCUCCGCCCUCGACCCAACAGAAACCGGCUACGUAGCGUACGAGCCCUUCCUGACGGUGGCAGCGGCCAAGCUGCGCUCGCGCUCCGCCGACGCCAUGGCCGCCGAGGUCGACGCCGCCUUCCGGCUGUUCACGCGCGGCGCCGAUAACACGGGCGUCAUCACCCUGCACCACCUGCGCCGCAUCGCGCGCGAGCUCAAGGAGGACGCUAACCUGAGCGAGCAGUUGCUCCGGGAUAUGAUUCUCGAGGCGAACGGGGGCGCCGGGGUGGGCGCUGGGGUCACCUUGGGUCAAUUUCGGGAGGUGAUGCUUCGGGCUGGGGUCUUUUGA
Messenger RNA from Aspergillus homomorphus CBS 101889, 597 nucleotides. RefSeq names its product EF-hand superfamily Ca2+-modulated protein. The transcript has 3 exons. Bases 1 to 597 code for a protein of 198 amino acids. Lineage: Eukaryota; Fungi; Ascomycota; Eurotiomycetes; Eurotiales; Aspergillaceae. The record is from RefSeq and is a predicted model, not a curated record.